Molecule: messenger RNA, 6845 nt
Organism: Girardinichthys multiradiatus
Lineage: Eukaryota; Metazoa; Chordata; Actinopteri; Cyprinodontiformes; Goodeidae
Product: delphilin-like
Exons: 23
Coding region: 367-6255 (1962 amino acids)
Biological process (GO): regulation of DNA-templated transcription
Molecular function (GO): protein binding
Source: RefSeq, a predicted model, not a curated record
GGACCAAGUUACAGUGUCCCAGUUUCAUGCUUGCUGCUCAGCCAGAGGGUUUGGACCGAGGCUGAGGUUGGACAGCCUCACCCAGGAUGGAGAGCCUGACUCUCAGACCUUGUCAGCUCCUCAGCUUCCUACAGCUGCCUUACUGAUUCAGGGCGGAGGGAAGAAUUGGCCCUCACAAUCUACAAAUGUGACCUUUUGGGGGCCAGUUUUUGUGUAGGUGGGUAGAGGAUUCAGGGAGGAGGUGAGACAGGUCAGGUGGAGGAGCAGCACGAGGGUGUCUGAGGGGCACUCUUUAGCUGCAUCGACCCCCUGGCUGGGGGUGCAGAAAGGCUGGCUGGAACGUGCCCUGCCGCAAGCCGGGCAAGGAUGAGACGCUUCCUGAGCAGAAAGGGCCGCUUCUCCUUGCGCCAGAGCAAGUCUGGGACACGGAGUGCCGCCAAAGAUUUCUACCUUGGUCUCCCUGCCACCAACCAGAACUGGCCAGAGGCCUUUGGCUUCAGGCUUGGAGGCACUGGGCCCAGCUACAUCCUGUCCGUCAUGGAAGGCAGCAGUGCAUUCCUUGCCGGCUUGCAGCCAGGUGACCAGGUGGUGGACAUUGAGGGCCAGGAUGUGACCAACCUCAGCACACCAGCUCUGAUUGCUCUAGCUCAAACCCUCAAGACUGUACCACCCAGCAUUGGCGUUGUUUCACGGAUUGAACAGAUUGACAUCACCCCAGGCCCAGACGGGCGUUUUGGCUUCACCAUCGUGGGGGAUAGCCCUCUGAUGGUGGAGGAAUGCAUGCCUGGUGGUCCAGCUGCAUGCGGUGGCCUCAAAAUCAAUGACUACGUCAUGGAGGUCAACGGCAUCCCGGUGAAGCAUCACGAAACAGCAGCAGCCAUGAUCAAGGCAGCGCAGGGCCGACCCCUCCGACUGGGCGUGCUCAGCAUGGCCCGCCGACCCAAGCGGCUGAGCAGCAGCAUGAGGGUACUGUCACAGAGCGGAGACAGCAUCAGGGACAGUCGUGCUCACAAGGCAAUGGAAUUCAAUAAAAAGGUUGAGGAGGUUCUUGGAGAAGAGCCUGAUGUGAAGGAACAGCUGUUUGAGGUGCUCAAGCAGUACGCUGCUGACAGGGAUGUGGAGAGUCUGGCUGAAGCCUUGCCUGACAUUUUGAUUACAGAAGAUCAUCAGCAGCUGAUCGACAGUGUCAGGAUCUUCAUUCCCAAAAAGCACCGGGAGCGUUUCGACGAGGUGGUUUCUCAAAGCCUGAUGAGCAGGCUGAAGGGCCGCAGCUUUAGCGACCCCAGCCGUAGCCACCUCCGCCGCAGCCGUAGCGAGGACCACCCCGAGCGUCUCCUUGUCUCCACACGGGCCAGUUCGGUACCACGCACCCACGCAGAGGAAGGCGUGGUGCCCCCUGCCAGAGGCAUGCGCAAGACUACCUCCCUCAUAGCUGGCCAUUCGAGUUGUACCACCACCACCAACUGCAGGACAGUCAGAGUUUGUAAGGGCAACAUGAGUUUUGGCUUCACUCUUAGAGGCCACGCGCCAGUAUGGAUUGACUCCGUGAUCCCUGGAAGCCCUGCAGACAAGGCAGGUUUAAAACCUGGAGAUCGGAUUCUGUUUCUGAAUGGGCUGGACAUGAGGACCUCUUCUCAUGAAAAAGUUGUGUCCAUGCUCCAAGGAAGCGGAGCCAUGCCCACCCUGGUUGUAGAGGAAGGUCCGCCUACUUUUCCUCUGGCCGAGCAGGACCUCCCCGGGGGUGGCGCUCCCACUGAGCGUGCACGCUCUCCAGUGCUCAGCUCCCUGCAGUGGGUGGCUGACAUCCUGCCUCCCAGCAUCAGGGUCCAGGGGCGUACUUUUGGACAACAGCUGGAACAUCUCCUGACCAUCCAGGAGAGGUAUACCAUCUGCAAGGCUUUGGAGAACUUCUUCCAACACAGGAAUGUUGACACGCUGAUUGUGGAUGUGUUCCCGGUGCUUGAUACUCCGGCCAAACAGGUCAUCUGGCAGUUUGUUUACCAGCUGCUGACCUAUGAAGAACAGGAACACUGCCAGAACAAAAUUUCACGAUUUCUUGGAUAUAAAGCACCAGUUCCACCACCUCCUCCUCCUCCUCCCCCUCCUCCUCCGGAGCCCGAGUCUGCUGCCCCUGAGCCCCACCGCCGUAGCAGCUCCAUGAGGGUGACAGGGACCACAUACAGAAGUAGUGUUAGGGGACGUAGCUCUGAUGACCUGGUCAUUGGCACACACUUGGGCAUGGGCGUCCGUGGAGAGCCAGGACAGGAGACUGGUAUGAGGUUGGCCCCAGGAGAAAGACAGUCAGGAGACGGAACAUCUCUUCCUGAGACUCCCAACAACCUCACCAAUCUGUCAGCUGUGUACGCUGAGCUGGAAAAUAUGUACUCCGCUAAGAGGUCCAAGUCAUUGAAGAGUCGUCCUCCUCCUGCUCCUGAGAGUUUGCUGGACCUGGAACCUUUAUCCUGCACAGGGUCUCCUACAAGGAAUGCUAACACAGGGGCCCACAAAAGCUCCUCGCCCCAUUCCUCAUGGCCAGACCCUCUUCCCAGUCCCCCCUCAGCCGAGUUCUACCCACCCGGCUUGACAAACCAGAACAGUGGGGAGUCUAACCCCUACAUAAGCCUGGACAGCCCCCCUCCCUCACCUCUCGAACAAGACUUUCCGUCCAGUCCACCUGUUUACCGCAGCAACAAACGGCGGUACACCUUCUCCAAACCUCCGCGUUCAGAAGACACAGAUCGCUUUCUGGAUGCGCUGAGCGAGCAGCUGGGACAGAGGGUGGCGAUUGUCGAUGAUUUCCUGAACCCUGACAAUGACUACGAAGAGGAUGUUGUGCAGAUGGGCUUCCCAGAUGAGGACGAUGAAGAUAAUGAAGACGAGCUUGGUGUGGACGAGGAAGAAAAUGGAGGAUUCUUAGCUCCAGAGCUAAGCAGCCCAAGUGAUGUCCAAAGCAGCAGUGGUGAAGAGAAUGCCUCAUCCCUCACAUACUCCUCUUCCUCUGAUCACAUUCCUCCUCCCCCUAUGACACCACCUCCACCCCCACCUGUUCAGUUCAACGACCCACCACCUCCUCCUCCGGCACCCCCACAGAGUCCACCUCAACACCAGCUACAGCAGGAAUCUAAUAGCUACACUCCUGAGCACAUGCCAAGGGCAUACGUGCCAAUCCGUCGGAAAUCUGGCCCCCCUCCACCACCACCUCCACGCAGUAAUCCACCACCAAAACGCCACUCCUUGCAUAAAGUCCUCCCUACAAGAGACGAUCUACAGGUCCAAGCCACCUUACAGGAGCUUAAAGCAUUCCAGGAGAGACAACAAGCUUACGAGGAGAGGCAAGCAUAUGAGGAGCAAAAAGCCUACGAGGAGCAACAGCUUUAUCAGGAACAACAGGCCUUUAAGGAGAAAAUUUUCAAAGAGAGACAAGCUUAUGAAGAGCAGAAGGCUUACGAGGAGCAAAAAAUGUACGAAGAGCAACAAGCCUACCAAGACAGACAAGCCUAUGAACAGCAACAAGCUUACCAGGAACAAAAAGCACACAAGCAGCAUCAAGGCUACAAAGAACAGAAGGCGCUUCAAGAGCUACACGCCUACCAGGAGCAAAAAGCCUAUGAGGAGCGUAGAGUUUACGAGGAACGCCAAGCAUAUCAAGAGAUGCAGCAGAUCUACCAGAGCCACCAGUCUAUGCCUGCUCAGCCAACACAACAGAAGGCCCAUUCACCUCUUCCUCUCCAACAACCGCACCAGUCCUUGCCUCCGCUCCCCUCCCAAGAGACCACGCAUCAACAUGCUAACCACCCUCUUUAUAUGAUGCGACAAGUACAGCAGCAGCAACUGGCCCACCAGAGUCACCACCACAGACGCUUGUCUCGUUCAGCGCCUCCACCACAUCAGCCAUCACCCCACCAGCAAGUCCGCCCCAGGCAGCAAGGUCAGUUUGCAGAGGGAAUCUACCAAAGUCAUCAAGGCAUAAGACCCCAACCCCACCAUUCAUCAACGGAGAUACUCCACCAAGGUCCGGUACAUCAUUCCUCCACUGAGAUGCUCCAUCAGCUGUCCCAAUCCCAAGCCCACCACUCAUCAACUGACAUGCUCCUGCAAAUGCAGCAGGUCCAAGCUCACUACUCGUCAUCAGAAAUGCUUCACCAAAUGCACAAAGGCAAGGCCCAUCACUCCUCAACUGAGCUUUUACAGCAAUCUCACCAAAUGCAGCAAAUGCAGCCUCACCACUCCUCAACCGAACUUCUCCAUCAGGCUUCCCAGAUGCACCGAGGCCAAACCCACCAUUCAUCAAGUGAGCUCCUCCAUAAGAUCUAUCAACCCAAGCCCCAUCACUCAUCUACAGAACUUCUUCAUCAAGCCACUCAAAUGCACCAACCCAAGGCCCAUCACUCCUCCACGGAACUUCUGCAUGAAAUUCAGCAAGAACCUGCCUCUCUCCCGGUCCAGUUUACGCGUGAGAGCCAAUCGCAUCAGAGUCGCAGGAGUGUUAAAGGUCAUCAUCAGACAGAUAUGUCAUUGCAGGGAAGACACAAAGACCAGCAGAUCCAACAAAUGCACCAACCCCAGCCCACCAAACCUUCUCCCCAAAGACCCCAUUCCAUCCAGCAGACUCACCACCAUUCCAGUUCACCUCAGAUCCACCACAUCCACCACAUGACCCCACAGCCGCCUCCUCCCCAGAGCUACCAACAUCAAAUUCAAGUCAUCCAUCCUCCUCAGCAGCCCCACAGGCCACAGCCGCUUCUUUCCACCUUUCAACCCCUUCAGCCUCACCAGCCCACCCUCUCCACCUUCCAGCCUCUGCCCCAGCUCCACCAAUCACAGCAUCAGGUCCAGUCCGCCACCCAAACUGGUCGUCCACAGUCACAGCCCUCACAUCACCUUCUGCAGUCCCAACAACAGCAUCAAGCCCAGGCUCACAACAAGCAAUCUCACAACCAGAGUCAGCCACAGUCCCUUCCUCACUCCAUAUCUGAUCCCACAGAGCUUCUGGGACCACCUCCUCCUCCACCCCUCCCACCCCCAUGCUCCCCUCCACCACUGCCAAGACCCAGUCUGUCCCGAAUGGACUCACAUCACAUGAGUGUCAAGAGGCUCCGAUGGGAGCAGGUGGAGAAUUCAGAGGGGACCAUAUGGGGACAGUUGGGAGAAACUUCCGAUUAUGACAAACUGCAUGACAUGGUGAAAUAUUUGGAUCUGGAGCUGUACUUUGGGACACAGAAGAGCUCACUGCCUGCUCCAGAGCCUCUUCCGCACCUGGAAACCUUCAAGAAGAAAGAUGUUAUAGAAAUUCUGUCCCAUAAAAAGGCUUACAAUGCCUCCAUCCUGAUAGCCCACCUGAAGCUUUCUCCUGGGAGCCUGCAUCAGGUCCUGAUGAACAUGGCUGCAGACAGACUGGAGGCAGCCCACAUCAAACAGCUACUGCUGUACGCUCCCGAUGCUGAGGAGGUGAAAAAAUACGAAGAAUACAGAGAGGACCCCAGCAAACUCAGUGAGCCAGACCAGUUCAUGCUGCAGAUGUUGUCUGUACCAGAGUAUAACACCCGUCUGCAGAGCCUCCUCUUCAAGUGUUCACUUCAGGAGAAGACGGAGGAGCUAAGGGGAGCCUUUGACUGUAUCAUCAAGGCCUCAAUGGAGCUGAAAACCAGCAGGAAACUGGCUAAGAUACUAGAGUUUGUGCUGGCAAUGGGAAACUAUUUAAAUAACAGCCAACCUAAAACCAACAAGACCACAGGCUUCAAGAUCAACUUUCUGACAGAGCUAAGCACUACUAAAACUGUUGAUGGAAAGUCAACGUUUCUGCACAUCUUGGUCAAGUCGUUGUGUCAGCACUUUCCGGAAGUGUUGGAUUUUUCCAAAGAUCUUACCAUGGUCCCUCUUGCAGCAAAAGUGAAUCAGAAGACUAUCUCAUCGGAUGUGAAUGACAUCCACACAACCAUCCAGGACAUCCGCUCAGCUUGCCAGAAGAUGCCGGUGACUGCAGAGGAUCGCUUUGCCAUCGUCAUGAGUAACUUCCUGGAAAAUAGCCAUCCAGCGAUCCAGUCCCUGGAAUCGCUCGAGCAGAGAGCCAUGGAAGAAUUCAGCAAAACAGCCUCAUACUUUGGUGAAGACAGUAAAGCCACCACUACAGAGGCUUUCUUUGGUAUAUUUGCAGAGUUUAUGAACAAGUUUGAGAGAGCUCUCAGUGAUCAACAGGCAGCGGAAAUCCCAAAGAGCCCCAGAAGUCCUCGAAUGGCCUCCCCGCAGGCCUGGUAACACACACAUUAACAUGCAGAUGAGACUGAAACAUUUCGCACACAGAUACAGACCUGAGGUAUGCAUAACAUGCAAAACAUGCGCACACAAGCUAAAUGAAAAAGGGAAACCGAACGAUGGAUAUUUUUUUAUGUUGAACCCAUAAAUGUCAGUGUUGUUCAUGUUCUAUCCUGCAGAGAAAACAAGUGUCGUGAUCAAUAACUUUAUUAUGUUUCAACAUAUCUUUACUGUCUGAAAGCUAGAUACUCGGUAAAAUACCUUUAGUUUAAGUUUUAUUUCUCCAAGAAUCAGUGUAUUACGGUACAACAAUGAUAAAAUAAAAUAAAAUCUUGUAGCAUAUCUUUAAUUAAGACACAUUUAUAUAUUUAAUCUUCAAAUAGAUAUGAGCUUUAAUCAAGACUUGUUCACUGCACUAUGUGGUUCUGCAGAAAUCACAGAAGCUGUGGAAAUAGUUGACUUGUUCUUUACCUUUGUCAGAUGCCCACCACACUGAAUGUACCACAGGCUCUUUACGUGUUUUCUUAAGUAAAUACAGUGUCUUGCGAAAGUAUUCGGCCCCCUUGAACUUCUCAACCUCUUGCCACAUUUCA